Sapajus apella (tufted capuchin) is the source of this 1432-nucleotide messenger RNA. RefSeq names its product myb-related protein B-like. The coding region runs from base 572 to 1336 and encodes 254 amino acids. The record is from RefSeq and is a predicted model, not a curated record. The transcript is spliced from 4 exons. Gene Ontology annotation, cellular component: nucleus. Gene Ontology annotation, biological process: regulation of DNA-templated transcription. Gene Ontology annotation, molecular function: RNA polymerase II cis-regulatory region sequence-specific DNA binding; DNA-binding transcription factor activity, RNA polymerase II-specific. NCBI's taxonomy places the organism in Eukaryota, Metazoa, Chordata, Mammalia, Primates, Cebidae.
UAGAGAUGGGGCUUCAUCAUGUUGGCCAGGCUGGUCUUGAACUCUUGACCUCAAGUGAUCUGCCUGCCUCGGCUUCCCAUGAGUGCUGGGAUUACGGGCCUAAGCCAACGUGCCUGGCUGACGUUUUCUUUAUGUAUUAAUCAGUUUGAUUGAGGAAAACUUUAUAUGCAAUUAACUACAGCCAUUUAUAGUACGAUUCAGUGGAACCACUAGCAUAGCCGGGCUAUAGAAUAUUUCUGUUGUCCCCAAGACAUUCCUUGCCCCCCUUUGCUGUUCAACCCUUUCCACCACUGGUCUCAGAUAACCAUUUUUUGUCCCUAUAGCUUAGUUGACAUUUUCUACAAUUUCAUAUGGAUGGAAUCAUAUGGUGUGUACCCUUUUAUGUCUGACUUCUUUGAUACAUCAUAGUGACUGAGAUUCGUGUUAUUGUGUGAAUUGGCAGUUCCAUUUCAGGAAUAAUUUUUUGAGACGGAGUCGCCUAGUAGGUAUUCACUUCAUGACGAAUGAAUGAACGAGGCUGUUCCCUUUAGACUGGGCUCCAUCAUGGACAGCCCUGAGGUUUUCUGCACUUAUGUGUGCUGAGCCCCUGUCUUUCUGGUGUUGGCAGGACGAGCAGCUGAGGGCUCUGGUGAGGCAGUUUGGACAGCAGGACUGGAAGUUCCUGGCCAGCCACUUCCCUAACCGCACUGACCAGCAAUGCCAGUACAGGUGGCUGAGAGUUCUGAAUCCAGACCUUGUCAAGGGGCCAUGGACCAAAGAGGAAGACCAAAAGGUCAUCGAGCUGGUUAAGAAGUAUGGCACAAAGCAGUGGACGCUGAUUGCCAAGCACCUGAAGGGCCGGCUGGGGAAGCAGUGCCGUGAACGUUGGCACAACCACCUCAACCCUGAGGUGAAGAAGUCUUGCUGGACUGAGGAGGAGGACCGCAUCAUCUGCGAGGCCCACAAGGUGCUGGGCAACCGCUGGGCAGAGAUUGCCAAGAUGUUGCCAGGGAGGACAGACAAUGCUGUGAAGAAUCACUGGAACUCUACCAUCAAAAGGAAGGUGGACACGGGAGGCUUCCUGAGCGAGUCCAAAGACUGCAAGCCCCCGGUGUAUUUGCUGCUGGAGCUUGAGGAUAAGGACGGCCUCCAGAGUGCCCAGCCCGCGGAAGGGCAGGUGAGACAGCUGCUCAGCCUCCAACUUGGUUUGAUUUCACAUUCAUCUGACACCGUCUCAUUGAAUACCUUGUCUACAGCUAUUCAUCCGUUUCUGCCACAGAGUCUGAAAGUGGGCCAUGUGCUUCAGGGGCCUUGUGACACCUUUGCACGUAACUGGCACUUGUCUGCCUGCAGAUGAAGGAUAGCAGAGAAAGCUGAUUAUAUAAAACUAUGAAUUAGUUAAGGAGAUCCUCAGCCUCCAUCUGUCCUUGUUGGUGGCCUCCUUCUUACCUGU